AUGGCACCGGAAUAUGUGUUGGAUGAAUCUCUUGAAUUUGCAAAUGAUAUGUUCGCUCUUGGUUCUUUAAUAUAUACAAUUCAUAGUCAUGGAAAACCUCCAAUGGAAAAUAGAAAUAGUAUACAUAAUUAUCGUAAAAACGUUGAAAAUUUAUCAAAAAUAAAGUAUGAUCAUCUUCCUUAUCAUCUUCAUGAGGUUAUGUUUAAUCUUCUUACUCGUUACCCUUCACAAAGGAUGACAGCUUCGGAAUUCCAAACAAGCAAAUAUUUUGAUAAUGUUUUAGUCUCUACCGUAAAAUUCUUCGAAAGUUUUCCGGAAAAAUCUAAAGAUGAUAAAGCUAAUUUUAUGAAAGGAUUAAUUCGAAUUUUGCCUCAAUUUCCGGAAAGAGUUUUAAUGCGUAAGAAAUUACCAAACAGUGACUUUUGUGUAAAAGUCCUUGAUCCAUUAAAACCUAUCUUUUCAAUUACUGAACCUAUGCAAAAUAUGAUAUCAUGUCUGGAUAAAAUUGAGUUAUUUCAACAAAAAACUUCUUCAACCAUAUUUAAAGAAGAUGUUAUGCCUUUAAUUUAUAAUGCCUUGGAAGCUAAAACACUUGCUAUUCAAGAAAAAGUUCUUAAAGUUAUGCCAGCGAUAAUUGAAAGUUUGGAUUUACUUACAAUUAAAUCUUCUUUAUUUCCAAGAAUACAGUUUACAAUAACAGAAAAAUUAAUACCUUUAUUAAAAGGGAUUAAAACAAAAGAGCCGAACGUAAUGAUUACUGCUCUUGCUGUAUAUGAUGAAAUGGGUAAAAAUGUUGAAAAAGAUGUUAUAGCAACUGAAGUUUUACCUCAAUUAUGGAAAAUGUCUGUGAAGGAUGAAUCUAAAGAUGUCAUCAAUGAUCCAUUUGAAAUUCCAAGUGAUAGUAAUGAUUUUUCUUCAACAUUUAUUAAUUCUUUAGGAAAAUCUAAUAUUGUUUCACAUCAUAAUUCCAGUAGUAGUAAUAGAUCAUUUUCAGGAUCACAUAUUACAAUACAACCUGACUUUUUUGAUUCAACAUCUAUUUCACCACCUCUGACUCCUCAUCAACAAAGAAAUUCUCUUAUUCAAUCUUUCAGUAGUGGUGUUCCUUCUUUAUCUUCACAAACAAUAACAAAUACUAUUCCUAUGGGAAAUUUGAACAAUUUAUAUACUUCCUCACUAUCAUCCACAUCAACAACAACAUCUUUUACAAAUCCACAAAAUUCAUUAAAUUUAAAUCUUGGAAAUAUUUUAAAACCAAAUGCAUCAUCUUCUGAUGAUAAUAAUAAUAAGUCUACAAGUCAUAAAAAACAAGCUGAUUUAACAAUGUUUGAUCCUUUUUCAUGA
Diversispora eburnea is the source of this 1344-nucleotide messenger RNA. The record is from the annotation of a GenBank genome assembly. Lineage: Eukaryota; Fungi; Glomeromycota; Glomeromycetes; Diversisporales; Diversisporaceae.